Tinamus guttatus (white-throated tinamou) is the source of this 1875-nucleotide messenger RNA. RefSeq names its product essential meiotic structure-specific endonuclease 1 (gene EME1). The record is from RefSeq and is a predicted model, not a curated record. Gene Ontology annotation, biological process: resolution of meiotic recombination intermediates; double-strand break repair; mitotic intra-S DNA damage checkpoint signaling. Gene Ontology annotation, cellular component: Holliday junction resolvase complex; nucleus. Gene Ontology annotation, molecular function: DNA binding; crossover junction DNA endonuclease activity. NCBI's taxonomy places the organism in Eukaryota, Metazoa, Chordata, Aves, Tinamiformes, Tinamidae.
AUGGCGGAGGGGAGCGAUGAGGAGGUGCUGCCCGUCUUUCCUUUCCUGCAGCGGCCGCUUCCGCAGCGCUCCUCGCCCUCCGUUCCGAGGGCGGGGAGGGAGGCUGCUUGCCCGGGUGCGGUGAUAGUGCUGAGCAGUGGGAGCGAGAGUGAGGAAGAGAUCGUCCCGCUGGCGGAGAGGCUGAAGAGGAGGCUGCAGGGUAGUGGGCUCUGCCAAAAGAGCGUUGAGGUUUUCCAGGCCCCGCAGGGGGAUGCUGCAAGGGGAGCUGAGGGAACAGGGUGCUGCUCGAGCUCUACCCAGGUGGCUUCUGGUAUAGGACAGUUCCUUUCAAAGUCCUCUGAGGUUCUGAGGGAUGUGUUGCCGUGUGGAGAAGUGUCCCAGAGUAGCCAAAAUUAUGAUGGAUGCAGUUCUGGGAAAUCACCUUUGUGCCUGCAAACAGACUGUUUGUCUGAUUCGGCAGCCCAAAGUAGCAAGUUUGGAGGUAAAGAAGCAAGUGUGGGAGCAUCUCCCCCUCCAAAGAGGUCAAAACAUAGUCAGAAGGAAAGAGAGGCAGCUUCUCAGGCUGCGUGUCAGAGGAGAAAGGAGCGUGAAAUACGGAAGAGACAGCAGGAGCAGGAAAAAGAAAGGAAGAAGGCCCUUGCCAAGAUGUUGAAAGCUCAGCGACCAGGGGAGUGCCAGAAAUACAUCACAGUGGUGCUAGAUCAAGUUCUCUUCCAAGUAGAAGUUGGUGAACAUGUCCUCAGUGCUCUGCAAUCUAAGAAUUAUUCCUGUGUGGUUGAGAGUCAAGCUGUUCCGUGCGGCAUCACUUGGAGAAGACGGGCUGUGUUGACUCAGACUGACGAAGAAAAUGAAUUGACAGAAGAACCGCAUAUCCUGGUUCUGCUUCGUUUGGAGGAGUUUUUGUCCAUGGUUCAUAACUACAAACAGGAGGCCCAGGGCUGCACAGAAGGGCAGAAGGAGACGUUACAGACCUUUGUUGCUCGUGUGAUGGAGAAGAUGCCUGGGAAGACACUGGCACUGGCAGUAGCUGGAGUAGACAGUUAUUUCGGAUCUCUCAGAACUCAGUCAAAAAAGAGGCUGCAACCAGAAGCAGUGAAUGGAGACCAAGCAGAGGAUAAGGGAAAACAGAGAAAAAAGAAAGCUAAGGAUUCCGGUCCAGAUGUGUCCAGGCUGGAUGUGGAAGAUGCAUUAGUGGAUUUGCUGUUGCAGACAAACGUCCAAGUCAGACUUGCUGAGAGCCUGGAGGAGCUCGUGGAGUUUGUCACUAUGUUCACUAAAGCAGUAGCUGAAGCACCAUACAAGCGAGAGCGGGAAAAUACUGGAUUCUCUUUCUGCGUAGAGAAUGAGGGGUGCAGAGGUGUGAAGUUGGAUCCUACCGGUAAGGGUCUCUUAGAAGUUUGGAAACGGCAGAUACAACAGUUUAACCGGGUCAGCCUUGAUAUGGCUGAAGCUAUUGUGUCUGCAUACCCUUCUCCUCAGCUUCUGGUUCAGGCCUACAGCAAAUGUUCCUCAGAGGAGGAGCAGGAACACAUGCUGGCUAAUAUUGUUGUGCGCCGUGGUGAGGGUGUGACAGCCACUAAGCGGCGCAUCGGGCCUGAACUCUCCAGACGAAUCUACCUGCAGAUGACUUCCCACGAUCCUGAUCUCUGUUUGGAUUUCACUGAGUAGCCCAAGGGAAUGAGAAUUUUUCUGGUUGCCUGGAUUAAAUAUUCAUUUUCCUUCUGAGAAGUGCUUCAAUAAUAAAUGGAGUCAUGAUUCCUAGUUUAAAGACUUAAAAACUCAUUUAGUCUUUAUCAUGGUAGAAGAAAGUUGGUUAAAAUUGCUCAUGGAUGGAGUUUACACAAGGAAGACAGCAAACAUCUCCCAUGGGACCCU